CAGGCAUCCUCUGUAAUUCAUCCCGAGUUACAUCAUUUCACCAACAAGCUGCCGAAACAUUAGCUUGCAGUGACAAUGAGCAUAGUGAAGUGAAUUGGGACAACCUCAAAUUCCAGUUCAUGCAGACAGAUUACAUGUACAUAUCAAAGUGCUCAGAAAAUGGUGAUUUUGAAACUGGCCAACUUACAAAUUUCCAAGACAUCCAAUUGAGUCCUUCCUCUGGUGUACUCAACUACGGUCAGGCAUUGUUUGAAGGAGCGAAAGCAUAUAGGAGGGCGUCGGAUGGAAAAUUACUCAUGUUUCGCCCCGAAGAAAAUGCAGCUAGAAUGAUGGUGGGAGCUGAAAGAAUGUGCAUGCCAUGUCCUUCAACCGAUCAAUUUAUCGACGCCAUCAAACAAACUGUACUCGCGAAUCGAAGAUGGAUACCUCCUUCAGGAAAAGGGUCAUUGUAUUUAAGACCUUUGUUAUUUGGAAGUGGGGCAGUUCUUGGCUUGGCUCCAGCCCCUGAAUACACAUUUCUUGUUUUUGCCUCCCCUGUUGGAAAUUACUUCAAGGACGGUUUGGGCCCGUUGAAUUUGUACGUUGAAGAUGAAUAUCAUCGCGCCACCAUGGGAGGAGCCGGAGGCGUGAAGAGCAUCACAAAUUAUUCACCGGUAUACAAAGCAAUAAAGAGGGCAAAGAGUAGAGGAUUUUCCGAUGUUCUUUAUCUUGACGCGGUAAAUAAACGAUACAUAGAGGAAGUCAGCUCUUGCAACGUUUUUAUCGUCAAGGAUGGUAAAAUAUCGACUCCAUCGACAAAGGGAACAAUCCUACCAGGAAUAACCCGAAAAAGCAUAAUCGAGAUGGCCCCCGAUCUCGGCUUUGAAACAGAGGAGAAGUGUAUUCCCAUAGAAGAAUUGUUGGAGGCUGACCAAGUUUUUUGUACCGGAACCGCGGUUGGAGUCGCAACUGUUGGAAGUGUUACUUAUAAGGAAAAACGUGUGGAGUAUAAAAAUGGGGAGGGGCUUGUCUGCGAGAAGCUGCACUCUGCGCUGCGUGGAAUCCAAGAGGGGAUGGUUCAGGACAACAGAGGUUGGGUGGUUGAGAUUGAUUCAUAAUUCUUUUGUUUUUUAUUUUAUUUUUUUUUACUUUUCAUGUUAA
Impatiens glandulifera is the source of this 1140-nucleotide messenger RNA. RefSeq names its product branched-chain-amino-acid aminotransferase 2, chloroplastic-like. Gene Ontology annotation, biological process: branched-chain amino acid metabolic process. The record is from RefSeq and is a predicted model, not a curated record. NCBI's taxonomy places the organism in Eukaryota, Viridiplantae, Streptophyta, Magnoliopsida, Ericales, Balsaminaceae. The transcript is spliced from 8 exons. The coding region runs from base 120 to 1097 and encodes 325 amino acids. Gene Ontology annotation, molecular function: branched-chain-amino-acid:2-oxoglutarate transaminase activity.